GUAUUAGCAUUCUCUCAAGGGCUCUUACCACUGUUUUGGAUAUAUACAUAUAUAUAAUAUAAAGCUUCUUCAAGGAAGAAUAUAAAAUAAAAGUUGGUGGAUAUAGCUCUCCUUAGCACUCUUUAGCGCUCUUCUCCUUCUACAAUCCUCAUGGCUCUGGAGGCCAACUACUUCAGCGAUUAUAUGGUCGUAAGGCCAGAUAAAGGAGGGAUGGUUGAUCUCUUCUAUCUGUUGUAUUCCUUUGAUGUUUCUGAUAAUAGAUCAAUUGAGUGUCCCAUCGGAACAGAAGUUAAACAAAUAAGACGAAGAUGGGCUAUCUUCAUCUCCCUUCUGCUCCAAAGAACUCUCCUUUUCUGGAGAAAGCCAUUGGCUUGGGUUGGAGCUGCAGUUGAGUUCUGGUUGAAUCUUCUGACUGACAACCAUGGCUUUGGAUCGCUGUUCCUUAACCUCCUCCGAGGGGAUGCUGUGUUUCCAGACAUCAAGUCUUCAACCUACAGAUCAGCUGUUGGUUUCAUUGACACAAGAGUAGAUUUGGACAAAAAAAUUAAACCAACAGAUGAAAAAUACCAUGCAGCAUUGUCUAUCAUGGCUGCAAAACUAUCAUAUGAGAAUGAAACACGCAUCCAGAUCAUUAUUAGAGACCACUGGAAUAUGGAAUUCGUUGAGUUUUAUAGCUGUUGGAAUGAUGAACAAGAAGACUUUACCACGCAAGCCUUUGUAUUCCGUGAUAAACCUGUGGAUGCCGAGUUGAUUGUCGUGGCUUUCAGGGGCACCGAACCCUUCAAUGCAAACCAAUGGUGCACUGAUUUCGACUUCUCAUGGUAUGAGAUCCCACAAGUGGGCAAGAUACAUGGAGGCUUUAUGAAGGCUUUAGGUUUACAAAAGAACACUGGGUGGCCAAGAGAGAUUGAAGAAAGCAAAAAACGACCAUAUGCAUACUAUGCCAUUAGAGAGAAACUCCGGCAUUUGCUGCACCAGAAUGAGAAGGCAAAAUUUUUAGUUGCAGGCCACAGCUUAGGAGGGGCAUUGGCGAUUCUUUUUCCGACGAUUUUGGCAUUGCAUGAGGAAACUUGGUUGUUGGCUAGGUUGGAGGGGGUGUACACAUUUGGACAACCAAGAGUAGGAGAUGAGAAACUAGGAGAGUUUGUGGAGAAGCACCUAGACAAGCCUAAGCAGAGGUAUUUCAGAUUUGUUUAUUGCAAUGACAUGGUACCCAGGUUGCCUUAUGAUGGCUCCACUCUUUUGUUCAAACACUUCGGAUCAUGCCUCUAUUACAACAGCUUAUACAAAGUAAAGGUAAUGGCUGAGGAACCAAACAAGAAUUACUUCUCAUUAUGGACAGUGGUACCCAAGUAUUUGAAUGCAGCAUGGGAGCUUAUUCGUAGCUUCCUAAUUGGAUAUGUAGAGGGAUCAGAAUACAAGGAAGGAUGGCCAUUGAAAUUAUUUAGAACUUUUGGAUUGGUGAUCCCAGGCAUACCUCCACACUUUCCUCAAGAUUAUGUCAACUCCACAAGAUUGGGGACAUCACUAAUACCAGGCUAUGUAACUGAAAGCAUUAAACUAGACUAGAAUGUAACUUUCCAUGAUUGUAGGGUAGCUGAAGUGAAGAUAGUUGGUGACUCCUACACCAUCGAGUCCUAUUUCUUUUGAUAACCUCCAUCUAUUUGCAAAUUUGCAGCAAAUCAUGAGUUUAAAGAGGCUAAUUUCCUUGCGGAUUGGCCGGCAAGUAGAGAUUUCGAUUAUGAUACUGUUCAUCUAGAGUUAUCCUUGUUACUACAAGGAGAUUGUAUGGGACUUUGUUAUUCAUGGUCUUGUGGAGGCCAUGUAUAAGAGUAUUCUUCAUUUUUUACCAAAAAAAAAAGAAAAAUAGAGAGAGAAAAGCUAGUAGGUGAAUUUGUGG
This is a messenger RNA of Phoenix dactylifera (date palm), 1900 nucleotides long. RefSeq names its product triacylglycerol lipase OBL1. Lineage: Eukaryota; Viridiplantae; Streptophyta; Magnoliopsida; Arecales; Arecaceae. The record is from RefSeq and is a predicted model, not a curated record. Gene Ontology annotation, molecular function: triacylglycerol lipase activity. Gene Ontology annotation, biological process: lipid metabolic process.